CCUGUUUCUCGUUAGUCCUAUAAAAGAAGGAACGAUAAAGAGGCUGAGAGUCCCAGAAUUCAAUGGCUUCGUUGGUGUCUGCGUAACGAGAAAACGAGCCAUAUAAAACAAAGAACAAGCUGAUUGAAAGUCGAACAAGAUUCUUCCGACCAAGAGUGUCGACCGUCGGCAUAGUAAUUGCUGGAGGAGAGGAGACAGUACAACGGACGAAGAGGAAAGAGUUAAGAUGUUAUCUCACGGUUUGAUAUCGGUGAUCGGACGGCGAAGAGUGAUGGAGGAUGCGGUGAGCGUUGCAAUCGGUGAUAUUAAGGGAUAUGAUUUCUUCGCGGUGUAUGACGGGCACGGUGGGGCUCAGAUGGCAAAAAAGUGUAGAGAAAGGUUGCAUGUGAUAAUACGGGAAGAGCUGAAGAGAAGGAAUAGCUGUAAUGGUGGGGGGGUUGAGUAUUGGGAGGAGCUGAUGACUGCGUCUUUUUUGAGGAUGGAUGAGGAAGUGAGUGUCGUCGAGGAGGAGGAAGGACCGACGGUCGCUGAAAUGAGGACUAUGGGGUCCACCGCGGUGGUGGUGAUGGUGGGAAAGGAUGAAUUGGUGGUGGCUAACUGCGGGGACUCGAGAGCCGUGUUGUGUCGUGGUGGCGUGGCGGUGCCAUUAUCUCGUGAUCAUAAGCCCGACAGGCCUGAUGAGAAGGAAAGGGUGGAAGCCGCAGGAGGUAGGGUCAUCAACUGGAAUGGUAGCCGCGUUUUAGGAGUUCUUGCUACUUCAAGGUCAAUAGGAGAUCAAUAUUUGAAGCCAUAUGUGAUCUCUGAACCCGAGGUCACUGUGAAUGAACGAAACGAGUCAGAUGACUUUCUGAUAAUAGCAUCUGACGGAUUAUGGGAUGUUGUGUCAAACGAACUUGCCUGUGAAGUUGUAAGUAGAUGUCUUAAUGGUCAAUUAACGGCAAGGUUUUCAGAUGAUUGUAGUGAAACUUCUGCUGCAGAGGCAUCGACAUUAUUGACUGAGCUGGCUAUGGCUCGAGGCAGCAAAGACAAUAUCAGUGUUAUAGUGGUUGUGCUCAAAAGCUCGAGCAAUAUUUCUUGCAAAGUUCUUUCUUCUUUGCUUUGAGCUUAUGCUGUCAAAAGGUUUUCUGGAUACUUGUACACAUAAUUUUAUCUUUAUAUUAUUUUGCUCUUACUAAAAUCCUAUUAAGAUAUGUGCUAAUUAAGAAUCAUAUCGAUCUGGUGAAAAAUCUUGUUUUGAUGCUUCA
Messenger RNA from Mangifera indica (mango), 1244 nucleotides. Its product is annotated as protein phosphatase 2C 51-like. The record is from RefSeq and is a predicted model, not a curated record. The transcript is spliced from 3 exons. NCBI's taxonomy places the organism in Eukaryota, Viridiplantae, Streptophyta, Magnoliopsida, Sapindales, Anacardiaceae. The coding region runs from base 227 to 1102 and encodes 291 amino acids. Gene Ontology annotation, molecular function: protein serine/threonine phosphatase activity; cation binding. Gene Ontology annotation, biological process: protein dephosphorylation. Gene Ontology annotation, cellular component: cytosol; nucleus.